This is a messenger RNA of Bufo bufo (common toad), 1906 nucleotides long. RefSeq names its product nudix hydrolase 7 (gene NUDT7). The transcript is spliced from 4 exons. Gene Ontology annotation, biological process: nucleoside diphosphate metabolic process; coenzyme A catabolic process. Gene Ontology annotation, molecular function: magnesium ion binding; coenzyme A diphosphatase activity; manganese ion binding. The record is from RefSeq and is a predicted model, not a curated record. NCBI's taxonomy places the organism in Eukaryota, Metazoa, Chordata, Amphibia, Anura, Bufonidae. Bases 115 to 861 code for a protein of 248 amino acids.
GCUUGACAAGCAGUCACCUGACCAGCCUUCCUCCAUAGGAGCAGGCAGCAGCUGUAGCACGAUCUGUCGCCUCCUCCUCCUCCCCUGGUGAGUGACAUCACUGAUUCGGGGGACAUGUGUAGCCACAGGAGGAUGGCGGAGGCAACAGACGCGUGUCCCAGCGGUGACAAUGCAGGGGAGCAGAGCGCCGACGACAUAAGGGAGAAGAUCAAGAACCUCCUUAAGAAAUAUGAUGUCGGCAGCCGAUACGCCGGCAUUCCUUUUCCAAGAGCUUCGAUCCUGCUCCCGCUGUUAAUUAGACAAGGGAAGCCGUAUCUCCUGCUGACGGUCAGAUCACUGGAGCUGAAGACAAUGCCAGGAGAUGUGUGCUUUCCGGGUGGAAGACAGGAUCCUUCAGAUGAAGAUGAUAUACAGACGGCUCUUCGAGAAACCCAAGAAGAGAUCGGCCUCUGCCCUGAACAGGUGCAAAUUAUUGGCAGGCUAACACCUCAUAUGGCCAAGUCUCCCAACUGCUUGGUCUACCCAGUUGUCGGCAUUGUCGACGACACAUUCCAGCCAACACCGAACCCCAGUGAAGUGGCGGACAUCUUCCUUGUCCCUUUGGAGUUCUUCAUCAGCUCAGAACACUAUACCACUCGAGAAGUAAAUGUACCGCCUUUAGGAUUAGUGGUUGUCCAUCAGUUCACCUACAUGGACCCAGACACCGAAAAAACGUUUACUAUAUGGGGACUAACUGCCUACUUCGCCUUAAUGCUCUCAAUCAUCGUUUUGGAGAAGAGGCCCUCCUUCGAGCCAGAGCUUGAUCUGGAAGGUGGCUUAAAUGGGAGGAUACGUUUCCUGAUCAAUCCGAGCAAAUUGUAAAGGCAAGCCUGAUAAUUCACUGUCAGAAAAUCAGAAGUUCUAAUAUAAACUAGAUCUCACAAUAUGAAGGAUGGUUUACAGUGGAACUGGAAAUGUUGGUGUCCGUAAAGGACAGAUUAUUCUAAGUUUUACCAGUUUGAAGGUGAUGCAUCGGCACUGAACCCAUUAAAGUGAGAAAAGUAUCUAAUAAAGCUAAGCAAGUGGACUCUGUUGUAUCACAUGAAAUUGUGGCUAGUGCAGGUAGAGGAUGGGAGUGGUAGUGGUCCUGAUGAAGUGUGUCUCACGGUGUACUCCCUCAGGGCAUUGCUCGCUGGGAAUCGGUACAGUAGCAUUAUAGUACUGAAGAAUGAGGCCAGGGUUGAAUGUAACAAGGUCCUUUUUACCAACUGCAAUGCAGAACUUAAAAUACAUAUGGUAACAGCAGGUUUUAGACCAAUUCUUCUCUGGCACCAGCAAAGAUAUGGAGGCAGGUUGGUUGGUGGUAAUUCAGCACUUAGGUGAUACUGGCCGAGAGGUUGUUUGGUGACGGGUGGCUUGUCUGUAGUCCCUCACUUUACAGCAGUGCCUGUAUAUGCAGAUGUAGCAGGCCACUCUGCUGUCUGGAAUCUCAAGGCUUUACUUGGGGACAAUUUGGAAUGGUUUUGGAAGAGGUUAGGUGACAAGAGCAGGAGCUCAGCAAUGCACUUCCUCUCCUCUUUGUAGCCACACAGGAAUUCCCCUUGCCUCCACCAACCAAGAGGGGAGAAGCAUGGUGGUUAACCCUGUUCCUGCCAGAUAUACCUUGCUGGUAGUGACAGCCAGAAACCAACAGUAAAAUAUAUAACCUAACAAUAUACCAUUUGUAGUACUCCCAGGUCUGGGGUACUACAAUAGAAAUAUGUCUGUCGUGUUUAAAUAUCAGGUCUUCCUCGUGAGAGUCCAGGGAGGCCCACCUCCAGGCAUAGGCAUUUUUGCACAUUAAUCAGCAUUUUGAGGGGUCGUUAUGGGGGGUGCACCCACUGCCUUUGCUUUCCUCAUUCAUUUCAAUGACUAAAGGAGUUUUUAA